CGUUUUGUUUUUUUUUUUUUUUUACCAUACCGGUAGCGAUUGGCGUGCGUGUGCGCGUGCGUCGUGUUCAGGACCAGCGAAAGAUCCAUGUCGGCGGCAGUACGGUGGUAAUUUUCGUUGCCCGUACACGCGUGUGCACACUGUUGUCCGGUCGUGCCGUUCCACGUCGUCCGCCAACGCCAAACUUCAGCGCACUUGUCGACCGUUCGUGUGUACACUCGUAACGUAUCCGAUAUCCACCAGAUCGUCGGUACCGACGACAGCUACGUUUCGAAAUGGAGAUUGAAAUUGUAACUACUACUGACAAGAAUAUUGGAAAAAUUAAAGUCACAGAUGCUUCUCAGAUUAGUGAUAUUAAAAAAAGCAUUAGCAAAAUAAAGUCUGCUUUAUAUCCAGACAGACAGUCAUUAAGGCUUGAACCUCGAGGGAAAAGUUUAAAGGAUUCUGAUAAGGUCAAAGAUUUAGGGUUAAUAAAUGGAUCUAAACUUUAUGUUAAAGACUUGGGUCCACAGAUUGGCUGGUCUACUGUAUUUAUGGCAGAAUAUGCUGGACCAUUGUUCGUAUAUUUAAUAUUUUAUGUUAGGCCUAGUUUGAUUUAUGGGGCUGCAGCUAACCAAAAAAUGUCACAAGUUGCUGAAGUUGCUGCUUAUUGUUGGUCUUUUCAUUAUGCUAAGCGAGUUUUAGAAACGUUGUUUGUACAUCGUUUUUCCCAUAAUACAAUGCCAAUAAUGAAUCUCUUUAAAAACUGUUCAUAUUAUUGGGGAUUCACAGCUUUUGUUUCAUACUUUGUUAGCCAUCCAUUAUAUACUCCACCCUGUACACUUCAAUUUUACUUCGGUCUUGGUACUUUCAUCUUUUGCGAAUUAGGAAAUUUAAGCAUUCAUAUAGCUCUGCGAAAUCUUCGUCCUCCUGGUACCAAAGUAAGACGUAUUCCCAUUCCUACUAUAAAUCCUUUUACUCUUCUUUUUAACUUUGUUUCUUGCCCUAACUACACUUAUGAAGUUGGUAGCUGGAUUGGGUUCACCAUAAUGACAUCAUCAUUCUCAGCUGGAUUGUUUGCAUUUGCUGGAUUCUAUCAGAUGGCUAUUUGGGCUCUUGGCAAACACAAAAAUUAUAAGAAAGAAUUCUCCGAUUAUCCAAAGAAUAGAAAAGCCAUCAUACCAUUUAUACUUUAAUUUUUUUUUUUUUAGUAAUGUACUGAAUGUUUUACAUACAUUUUAUCUAGGACUGAAUUUGGUGGGUGUGAUGUAUUUAAUAAGUUUUUUUUUUCUAAUUUUUUGGUUUGUAUCUUGUGGAU
Messenger RNA from Sipha flava (yellow sugarcane aphid), 1297 nucleotides. RefSeq names its product probable very-long-chain enoyl-CoA reductase art-1 (gene Sc2). Gene Ontology annotation, molecular function: protein binding; oxidoreductase activity, acting on the CH-CH group of donors. The transcript is spliced from 7 exons. Gene Ontology annotation, biological process: very long-chain fatty acid biosynthetic process. The record is from RefSeq and is a predicted model, not a curated record. NCBI's taxonomy places the organism in Eukaryota, Metazoa, Arthropoda, Insecta, Hemiptera, Aphididae. Bases 276 to 1175 code for a protein of 299 amino acids.